AUGGCCCAGAAUCAAGAUUCUCCUUUGGAUGAACAGAGCGAAGCUUUGGAUAAUCCUGGGGUGGAGACGAACGAAAAAAUACAUAAAUGUUUAAAAGCUAGAAAGAAAGCCUUUAAAACUCGUGCUUUUCCAGUCCAUACACGAUAUCUAACGAAGAAGAAACAACAUAAUAGCACGGUAUUUGAUACUGAAGCUGGUUCAUCUCGAAGACGUGUACCAGAAACUAGGGACGAGAGAACGACUGAUAAACCACAUGUAAUGGAAGCUCAAGGUGCAGAUGGAACAAUGGGAACAAGCGGUACUGUGGUGUACGUUCCACAGGAACAACAACAGCGUCAUCAGCAGGAGCUACCUUGCGAAGAGCACGCAUUGAAUGAACGACUGAAUGGAGUUGUUGGUGAAAUAACGAAUAGGGACCUUGAUACCAGAAUGGUUGAAAAGGAGGCGGAAGUGACCGAACGGGAGACAGUAGUGACCAAACGGGAGACAGUAGUGACCAAACGGGAGGCGGAAGUUACCGAACGGGAAACCGGAAUUGCCAAACGAGAAGCAAAUGCUGCCAAUCGGGAUGAGAUAAUUGCAAGUCGAGAGACAACAGUUGCCGAACGGGAAACAGCAAUUGCUGAACGAGAAGCAACAGUUGCUGAACGAGAAACAACAGUUGCUGAACAACAAAUAAUGGUUGCUGAGUUAGUCGAGUAUACUCAACGAGUAAUUGCAGAGCGAGAUGUUGCAAAUGCACAGUUGGUCCCCUUAAAUGAUCUUUUGGACCAGGUUAGAACGUCGUUCAACAUUUUAAGAUCAUUGCUGUACGUUAAUCCACAUGCUGCAAGAUCAAGCCCAUCGCGACCGUCACCGCCACCAAGAUUGACAGUGGGUGAGAUUCAAAAUAAGCAUUUUACAGUACAGCCGCAAAUUAAAGUGGUAAGAAAAAAUGCUUCUGGUUUAUCAGCAAGGGGAUCAUCAUAUGAACCCAGAAAUAAGCAAGAUCUUCUCAUUGAAAUGGAUGCCACAAAAUCAUCAAGUGUAUGCUGUUCUGUUAAAAUGCCUCUUAGGGAUAGUGAAGAUGUAAAAGAAAGGAAGGAACAACAGCAACUUCUCAAAGCAAAAGUGGAGCAAACUUUAGUGCUGGUGGAAGAAGUAAAAGAAAAAAUGGCUAGAAUCAAGAAGAUAUUUGAAAUGUUGGAGGCUCUUAAAGCAACUCAAAGACAAAAAGGUGAAAUUGAUAAAGAAAGAAUGGCAACAAUGGAGAAAGAAAUGGAUGAUUUUAAAAAGAAAAUGGUUUCUAUGGAGAAAACUAUUCGUGAGCUCCAUAAAAAGUUAAAAGAAUCUGAAGAAAAACGUAUUGCUAAACAAUCAGAAUUAGCUAAAAUGGAUGAGGAAAAUACAUUCCUGAAAGAAAAAGUAGAUAAGUUGGAGGCUUCAGAAAGAGACCUGCAAUGUGAGAGGCAAGUUGAUAAAGAAGAGUUGAAUGCAAUGGCAGAAAGUCUUUAUGAUUUGGAGAAGAAAAUAGAUUCUCAGAAGGAAGCUAUAACUCAGCUUCAACGAAGGUACAACGAAAAGAUGGUUGAAUUGGUUGUCCUCAGGCUCCAGUGUCAACAAAAAGACACUCGAAUAGGAGAAGAACGAACGAGAGCAAACAAUUUACAAGAUUACAACGAUGUCCUCCAACAAUUGCUAGGACGAUUUGAGGAAAGAAUCGUUCAUUUUGAAAGCCAUGAACAAGACGCCCGAGAUUUACAAGACGAGCUUCAACAGAUCAUCGGUGGACUGCGAGAAUGGAUAGUUAGGCAUCAUGAACCAGUUGAACCACCUGAAUCCCCAGUUGUUCCUGAACCAAGUGCACCAUUUUUUGGGGAUGGAAAUGAAAAUGAAACCAUACUGGUGAUUAUUUUCCCGAGAUACAUCUGA
Molecule: messenger RNA, 1911 nt
Organism: Dendronephthya gigantea
Lineage: Eukaryota; Metazoa; Cnidaria; Anthozoa; Malacalcyonacea; Nephtheidae
Product: protein CROWDED NUCLEI 4-like
Exons: 13
Coding region: 1-1911 (636 amino acids)
Source: RefSeq, a predicted model, not a curated record